CAUGUCAGUUUAAUUUCAUUGCUCUGGGAUUUUGACGUGUGACGGAUAAUUGCAAUCGAUUCAAAAGAUCAGGUGCAGACUGCAGUCUGAUAGUGCAUUAUAAAUAAAGACAAUUGGUAAUGAAAUAGUGUAAACAAUGGCAGAAAGUAAAGGUGCGUUAAUCGCGAAAUCAGUGCAAAAACAUGCUGGCCGUGCAAAAGAAAAGUUAUUACAAAACUUGGGCAAAGUAGACCGGACCCUAGACGACAUAUUCGAGGAGCACCUUCAGAAUUUCAACCGGCAGCACCAACAGGCGGUACGGUUGCAGAAAGAGUUCAACAAUUACAUAAGAUGUAUACGAGCGGUACAGACAGCGUCCAAGUCGCUGAUGGAGGCGAUAACGGAAGUGUACGAGAGCAGUUGGUCCGGCCACGACUUGCUGUACGUGCAGGCACAGAACAUGGAGAUGUUAUGGCAGGACUUCUCGCAUAAGUUGGGCGACCAGGUGUUGAUCCCGCUCAACACGUACACUAACCAGUUCCCUGAAGUCCGGAAAAAAGUAGAGAAACGCGGCCGCAAGUUGGUCGACUACGACAGCCAGAGACACAGCUUCCAGAACCUGCAGGCGAACGCGGCCAAGAGACGGGAUGACGUCAAGAUAACCAGGGGACGCGAGCAGCUGGAGGAAGCCAAACGAACGUACGAGGUCCUCAACUCGGAGCUGCAUGACGAGCUGCCGGCGCUGUUCGACUCGCGCGUGCUCUUCUAUGUCAACAACCUGCAGACGCUGUUCUCAGCGGAGCAGCUGUUCCACUUUGAGAGUUCCAAGGUGUUUGCGGAGCUAGAAGCGAUAACAGACAAAUUGGCGACCGAGUCCCAGCGCGGCUCGUACAAGAAGACUCCGAACAACAUCAUAAAGACGAACGUCAAUUCUCUCAACGGGAACGCGCCCGCAUCGCCGACCAACACCGUGCAGACGCCGCCCUCCCCGCCGUCUCGCUCGUCGCCCGCCCGCUCGACACCGUCGCCUCGUUCGCUCGCCUCGCCGACCGACGAGCUACAAGCGAGCGAAGAGACACAACCCACCGAGAAGCUACAGGCGAGCGAGGAACGACAACCGAACGAUCCGCCCGCAGUCAACGGACACGCCACCGACAAACAAGUGUCGAAAGAGGAUAAAAAGGUUGAAGAACUGUACGAUAUACCCGUCGGGCCGACUACACCCGAAACUGUCAAUAAUAACGUCGAGGAAAAGAGACAAGACGACGGCAAGGAUAAGGUAGAUUCGAAAGAGACGGAUAGUGAAGUGCCGAAGAGCGACGAAGUGUACGACAUACCCGUCGGAGCCACCCUGGCGGGUCUACCUGCGGGCACCUUGUACCGCGUGCGGGCCACGUACCGCUACACACGUGAAGACAGCGAUGAGCUCUCCUUCGAGGUGGGAGACGUCAUCCGUGUGGUGGAGUACGAUGACCCCGAAGAACAGGAGGAAGGGUGGCUGAUGGGUAUAAAGGAGUCAACCAAUGAGAAGGGAAUGUUCCCCGCGAACUUCACGCGACCGAUAUGAGCGCGUGCUGACGGAUGUCUACACAACAUUGGUUACAUUCGACGCGAGAUGUUGUUUCCCUCGAAUCGUAGACAUUUAACUUAUUUAGUCCCUUGUUAACCCCCUGAGAUACACUCUCUCUAAUAAACCACUUUAUAUGUUAUAGAACAAAGCGGUCCGACGUCAAAAUUCAUCAACCAAUGGCGUCGCUUGCUGUCAUUUACUUUUUCAAAAUGGCGGAUCUUUUACGCCGAUGACGUCAACUACUUUGAUGUUUAGAGGUUUAUUAGCGAGAUGGUUAGUAUUUAGAUGUUGAGAAUUAUUAGAUAUAUAUUAUUUAUUGCGAUCGGUGUUGUAUUACAACGAAUUAUUUAUUUUUUAAUUAUAUAAAAAAUCGAUUUGUAAAUACAGUUUUUGAAAUGUUAUUAUUAACUUGGCAGGCAAAGAUUUACUAUCAAUAUUGAUAUUUAUGCCUUGUUAUUUAAUAUAUUUAAUGAAUAUAUCGACGUGUGUGAGCUGUAUUAAAUCUGGGUUUCGGCAGUAAUGUUUUGGCAUUAUUUAUAAUAUAACAUUUGUAUUAUUUAUGUAAAAUAUGAUAUCGCCGACCAAAUUUUAACAUUUGACUUAUUUUACACUUUGACAUUUUUGAAUACAGGUUAAAAUACAAUUUUUGAUUUAAAUUUGUCCAAUAUUGUCUGGUAUAUAAAUAGUUUUGAGAAUACUGGAAGCGUGGAACAUUAGUUUUAUUUACUCUUUGUUUUAGCCAUAGACUACAAUAGCGUAUAGACAAACGUACGAGAAAUACAUCUCUAACGGACAUACAACAAGAUAAAAAACGUAAGCGUAUCUAUAGCUACUGUAAACGAUUUUUAUUCACAAGUCGUAAGCGGUCAGCCACGUUUGAAAUUAGCUUCUUAGUAUUUUGAAUAUUAAACUAACUACUAUCUUACGCACACAUUGCCAAAUCAAAACUGGUUACGCAUUUUCGUGUUAUUCCAAGUCUAUGGUUUUAGCACUACAGAGUGCCAAGUAUGCGAUUUUAUACCAACUCGAUCGCGCGAAAGUUAACUACGAUUUGUAUGGCGUCCAAAAAGCGCCAUCUAGUGAUAGUAGAGGAAAACAUCAUAGCUUGUCAAACAUCAUUGUUCUAUUAAGACACUUUAAUCAAUCUCACGAUGUGAUUACUGUAGAAUAUAACCAUUUAUUAUUCAAUCAAUAACUAACAUUGAUGAUACAUUUUUUAAUAAUUUAGACAUUAUAAAAAAAAUGUUCGAUGCGGCUUCCAAACUGAUUUAAGUAGUAGCAUGAUGUAUUUGUAACGGGAAUUGAAAAAGUUGUUGAAAUAUGUGAGGGCUUACAUAAUAUUUGAACAGUUUCGUUCUUCAGAUCACUCAAGACUUAGGCCCUGUAUUCACCAAAGCGGAGAGGAGAGGAGAUGUAUUUUGAUAACCAAUCAGAAUUCGUUAUUUUCACAUCACCUCUCUGCUUAACUCCGGUGGAAAUGGAUCAAGAGGAGAGAAGGGAUUUUGAAUUUUGUGCGGUGACAGCUUCGUGGCUUAUCUCCUCUCCUCUCUGCUUUGGUUGGAAUACCGGGCCUAACAAUAUGAUUGAACAAUAUUUCAAUAAAAUUUUGCUCAUUUUUUAUAAAUGUGAUGAAAGUGACCUUACUAAUGAUAUUGUUAUAAAUUUGUAAGAUUUAUCAAAAUUGUAGAAUUUAUUCGAGUAAGUAAUUUUAACUUGUAUUAUACAUUUUUAAAUUCACAUAAUUAUUAGAAAUUUCUUAUUUUCUUAAAUAUAAAGUUCUGCAUUUGAGAAAAAUCUGAUUGCAUUUUUUAAUAAUUUGUAUUUGUUUAUGUAUAUUAUCUUAUGCUACUUAAGUACUACUUACUAAGUAUACAAUCUUUUCAUUUAUUUUUUCUUUAAAAUACCAAAUUUUGUUUUUCUUUUUACCAUUACUUUUGUACAAUAAUAAUAUGUCUAGUUAUUGAAACACAAUCUUUUCUAUUUUUCUAUUAAUCAAUAAUAAAUACUUAAUAAAGUAUUUCUUAAUUCUUCUUCAUGAGUUCUGAAAGAAUAUUAGCAAAAGUUUUACUAAAAUACAUAAUAUAAUAAACCUCUUUUAUGCAUUCAUAUCGCAUUUUUAAAAUCAUACGAAUUAAAAUAAUCCAAUCACUGCUCCACUAAUUUUACUUUAACUAGUUGUCAAACAGUGAGAAAGUGUGCAACACAGUUAUAUAGAUGUAUGUAUAUUGUACGGCUUAUAUUUUUGACUUUGACUAUAACGCGCGAACAUGAGUGCUCCACUCUCGCUUGACCCGCCAUGCGUCAAUAUUGCCAUUAAACCGUUCACACACUCCAAGUUAAAAGCGGAAAUCGGAAUCCAUUUAAAGGGGAAUGAUUUCAUAACUAGAAUUAUUGUAUUAUAAUUUCAAUGUAUAUUACAUAUUUUACACAGUUUCUGAAUAGUAAUAAAUUAUUAUACGGACGAUGAGAGGUAUUUUUUGUCUGUUUAAUUAUUGUUAUUAUAAUUAUUAUAUCCCACAUUAUCUUCAUUUUUCAUGCUUGCAGUCGCUAUAGGAAUUAAUUAUUUAAUUUUAUUAUAUUGAGGGAUCGGUACAUCUGUCGGUUCUCAUAUUUAUGUCUCACCAAAUAACAGCCAUUAUUGGUAUUGAACAUAACUUACUUGACAUAUUAGCAAUGUAAAGAUUAAAAAAAAUAUAGUGUUU
Leptidea sinapis is the source of this 4251-nucleotide messenger RNA. RefSeq names its product myc box-dependent-interacting protein 1 (gene Amph). Lineage: Eukaryota; Metazoa; Arthropoda; Insecta; Lepidoptera; Pieridae. The coding region runs from base 137 to 1546 and encodes 469 amino acids. Gene Ontology annotation, molecular function: protein binding; phospholipid binding. The record is from RefSeq and is a predicted model, not a curated record. The transcript is spliced from 10 exons. Gene Ontology annotation, cellular component: cytoplasm; plasma membrane.